Messenger RNA from Gadus morhua (Atlantic cod), 725 nucleotides. RefSeq names its product junctophilin-1. Gene Ontology annotation, cellular component: plasma membrane; sarcoplasmic reticulum; junctional membrane complex. Lineage: Eukaryota; Metazoa; Chordata; Actinopteri; Gadiformes; Gadidae. The transcript has 2 exons. Bases 273 to 710 code for a protein of 145 amino acids. The record is from RefSeq and is a predicted model, not a curated record.
GCCACUACAGCGUGACGCUGCAGAGCGGCCGGGUCUUUCUCUGGCUGCAGCGCCUCGACGCUUCUCUCUCUCCCUCUGUGAUCAGUGGGUGAGAGGGGGGAGAAGGACAACACACAGACGGCGAAUGCAGCGUGCACCUCCGAGUCACCGUCUUGCCGGGUCAUCCGCUCUGUCGCCAGCAGCAUCGAUCCUGGAUCCCUUCGGUCGGGGGGGUUCAAAGCCGAGUCCCCAUCGCAUCGCUAUCUGCUUUGAUUCCCUUCCUCUCCUCCUGAAUGACGGGCGGAAGGUUUGACUUCGACGAUGGUGGCACUUACUGCGGGGGCUGGGAGGACGGGAAAGCCCACGGACACGGCAUCUGCACCGGACCCAAGGGCCAGGGCGAGUACGCCGGGUCCUGGUCGCACGGCUUCGAGAUAGUGGGGGUGUACACCUGGCCCAGCGGCAACACCUACCAGGGCUACUGGUCCCAGGGGAAGAGGCACGGGCUCGGCGUGGAGAAUAAGGGGAAGUGGACCUACCGCGGGGAGUGGAGUCACGGGUUUAAGGGUCGCUACGGGGUGCGACAGAGCCACAACACACCUGCCCGCUACGACGGCACUUGGAGUAACGGGCUCCAGGACGGCUACGGCAUCGAGACCUAUGGGGAUGGGGGUAAGACGCGCUGGUCUUGUUGGGAGACGCGACACCACGGUCUCAACGUGCACUACUAACCGUGUUUUGUGUGU